AUGAAGGGGCUUAACAGUCUACCGGAAGGGAUCAUACUAGACAUCCUGACUAGGGUACCAACUGAGUCUGUUCUAGACUGCAAGCUGGUAUACAAACCGUGGAGAGAUCUUAUUGGUGAUCCAUCAUUCUCUCAGUUGCACUUCAAUCUUCUUGAUUCUGCUGAUGAUUCUGGUAAGCUAAGUUUUAUUAUCUUAAGUUGUGAGAAUAUGGAUACGUUUGAUCCAGGGAUGGAAGACCUUUAUUAUACCGAAUAUGAUGAGAAUUGUCAUGAGACACCCUUCAGUAGAAAAAUGAGGAUGCAUUUAAACCCUGAAUUUAAGAAGUAUUCUUUUGUUGGUUCUUGUAAUGGGUUAAUUUGCUUCGGUCCUUGGUUUGAUUGUUUAACUUCAUACAAUGUUUCUAAGUUUCAUUAUGGACCCGUUUAUAUCUGUAAUCCAGUCAGCAAAGAACAUAUUAUCCUUCCAAAUUUUGAAGGGGUGUACAAAUGGAGCGGAUUUGGUUACAGUCAUUCAACCAAUGAGUACAAGGUUGUUAGAAUCUGUCUAGACUCUGACGAACCAAAUUUUGGAAUUCCUCAAGUAUACACUGUUGGCAGUGGCAAUGGAUGGAGAAAUUUGAGAGAGAUGGACAUGGAGUUGAAAAAUAUACAAAUUGUUAUAUUUUGUGCUGGUAUGUUUGCAAAUGAAGCUCUUCAUUGGGUGAACAAGGACAAAAAAAGAUUUCUUGCUUUCCAUUUGGCUGAUGAAAAGUUUAGUGAGCUUCCACUACCACCUUGUGGUGUUCAAAAUCUUUGUCCUACACUAGGGGUUUUAGGUGAUUUUCUAAGUGCUUAUAAGUUUAAUGAUACUUAUGGCGGUGUCGGUGAUUGUGAAAUAUGGUUAUUGAAGAAGAACAAAGAUAAUAAUUAUAAUGACUUGAGCUGGAGUAAAGAGUUUAGGUUUGAUUCUUUUGACAGUUAUAUAUCGCCGCCAUUUGGGUAUACGAGGAGUGGUAAUCUUCUGUUCUAUGGGGAUAGUAAAUUUUAUAUUUACGAUUCAGAAGCUUCAUCAACGGAUGUGAAUUUUGGCAAGGAUCGCAUAGUUAUUUCUAAAAAUGAGAGGGACAAGGAAUCAACUCAUGCCGCCCCUGUUAUUGAGCCAGGCCUGACCAUGGAUUUGGUUACAGUCAUUCAACCAAUGAGUACAAGGUUGUUAGAAUCUGUUUUGACUCUGACGAACCGAAUUUUGGAAUUCCUCAAGUGUACACUCUUGUCAGCGGCAAUGGAUAAAGGAAUUUGGGAGAGUUGGACUUGA
Papaver somniferum (opium poppy) is the source of this 1293-nucleotide messenger RNA. RefSeq names its product F-box protein At3g07870-like. The record is from RefSeq and is a predicted model, not a curated record. Gene Ontology annotation, molecular function: protein binding. Lineage: Eukaryota; Viridiplantae; Streptophyta; Magnoliopsida; Ranunculales; Papaveraceae. Bases 1 to 1293 code for a protein of 430 amino acids. The transcript is spliced from 2 exons.